This is a messenger RNA of Pomacea canaliculata, 2573 nucleotides long. RefSeq names its product substance-P receptor-like. Gene Ontology annotation, cellular component: membrane. Gene Ontology annotation, molecular function: peptide binding; G protein-coupled receptor activity. The record is from RefSeq and is a predicted model, not a curated record. Gene Ontology annotation, biological process: G protein-coupled receptor signaling pathway. The transcript has 3 exons. NCBI's taxonomy places the organism in Eukaryota, Metazoa, Mollusca, Gastropoda, Architaenioglossa, Ampullariidae. Bases 82 to 804 code for a protein of 240 amino acids.
UUAUUAUUAUUAUUAUUAUUAUUAUUAUUAACAGGUAAACUGCUGUGCCGUGUUGUCUACACGUGUCCACUUCUUUGCAUCAUGACAUCCAUAUACAGCAUGAUGGUCAUCUCCUACGAGCGGACGCAAGCCAUCGUGGUGGUGUCCUCUAGCAAGAGAUUCACAACCAGGACAACUAUCAUCGCCGCGGGGGUCAUAUGGCUGAUAGCUUUCACGUUCUGCAUACCCUCCCUAUACGAGUACUCCGAGUACACGAGCGAGGACCCGGAAACGAACGCCACCCUGUACAGGUGUGGCAGCAAUGGCGUGUCCUACGUCUUCACUGUAGCCAACGGUGUGGGGCUGCUGUUGGUCUCUUACAUCAUUCCUCUAAUAACUCUCCUGUGCAACUACACUAGGAUACUGCUCUUCUUCAGAUCCAUGGGAAUGUUCAGCAGUCAGUCCCAGCAGCGCGGGCAAGUGUUUCAGACAUUGUACAAAACGAGAAUGAUAGUGGUGAAGAUGUUAAUACUUGUUGCCACCUUCUUCAUUAUUUCAUGGGCGCCCUACUUCGCGCUGCUAAUUCUAGAGAAAAUUAGCGGAAUCUCCGAUUCACUCUAUUCUGACGGAGCCAUCAACAUGCUGCGAAUUGCGUUAGCGGCCUUCAGUACAGCAUACAACUUCUGCUUGUACGUCAUGUACAACCCCAACUUCCGGACUGGACUACUCGUAUUGUUUGGCUUCAGGCAAGCCCUCCAGUGCUGUUCUGUCAGGGUGUCGCCCUCCAUAGACUCGGACCCUACCCAGGGUCAGCCAGAUGACUGACAACAGCGAUACCUUUUGGUUUCUCAGCUUCAUUGUCAUCAGCAACGAAAGGUUGAGCGGGUUACACAACUAACCGAUCACACCUUGCUUGUGUCCGCACACGUAUGCCAACACACACACACAUAUUGAACAUACGCAUACACGAUCGUUACACAAAGAGAUACUCAUAUCGCAUGCCAGCUUGUGCGCACAUUGUCCAAGGUCCGCUGGUCAAGCUACAGCAUUGAAAAUAUUUGAAAUACGUUAGACUGAGGAGUCUGACCUCUCCGAACUUAUUUUUUGCGGAAAAGACGGGGACUACCAGAAAACGGGACGAGAGACUUUAGUUUUAAAUAAUUCCAUGAAUUACAAUGCAUCGGGAGGAUCGCACAAAAAUUUCUCCUUUUGUAUGAAUCUGAUCCUGUCUUCCCUGUAGCCCAAGCCCACCCCCACUCCUCCAAAUAGUUCAUCCACCAUCCAUCUCUUCAGCUGCUCGUACUCGCACCAUGGCCUUCAGUGAGUCACGCACCAAGCCUUAAUCACUUCUUAUUCAACAGCCGACCUUUGGCCUUUUGUCCUUGAAAUGUGUGCCAUAUAAGAAUAUUUGCCCGCACAUACACCUGAUGUGUGAUUGUAUUUAAAAAAAAUGUCCUCAGUACAAAGUUUACUGUAAUAUGUAUACCUGGAGAUAAGUCAAUACGAUGUAUUUAAAAGAAAUAUCAUUUGAUUUAAUUUGUGUCAAGUCGUGUUUUAAUCUGAGUAAAAAGUCAUCUUAAUUUCAUCAAGCAGUUAAAACAUGCGGACACUUGAACGGGUUAACACUAAGAAAUGUACAUUAAUAAAAAUUCUUUUGGAGGUAAUGCACAGAUCAGAUGACUACAUCCUGUUUUUUCUUUAAUAGUGCAAAGUAAAAAAGGAAAGAAAAAUGUUCGGUAUGUAGUUAAUGUGUAAUAGAUAUUCUAAAUCGUAUAUUUUACUGAUAAACAGAUAUCUCAUAUGUCUAUUUAUUAAUGCUGUUGCCAUGUUGUCUCGUAUGUUUUUGUGCAUAUUUGUGUUUUAUCAUGACAAACAUAUGUGUAUAUAUUUAGAAGCGCUUGUAAGCAAGCCUUGUCUAUUCUUCCGACGCUGGUACAUUGCAAUAACAACAUAUUUACUGGUCUUUCACAACACGGCCAUGAGUGGAGAACACCCUCCCCCAUGCUCUUUUUACCCGUGCAGAACGGAAUUUGGGUGAGGUAGCAUUUCAGUCCUCACUCCCCCUCAGCCCUCCACUUUCCACUUUCAGCGCUAGACUUCCGAUGACCUUCACGCAAGAUUGCGCAAGUUAGUGGGAAACGACACCAUAGCCAGCCAGUCAGCCAGCCAGUCGAUGCCAGGUACAGCGCCAUCACAUCGUGUAUUUCUGAGCCACCAACCAUGACAUUGAUUUCACGUGACAGACACUUCAAGGCACGAUUCGGCUCUGAAGCCACCAGACGCUUAUUAAACAUGGCUGCUGUAAGGUCGUAAUUGGCGUGUUCCUCUGUACAUCACGAACAGCAGUGAAUAGCAGUAAGAUAUUUUACCAAAGAAACUUUAGAAACUGAUUUUUUUUUGGUGGUAAUUUGACAGGCAUAACUUCUCAAAUAUUUGAAGUGCUCUCAGUGCACGAAGGGCUUUCAUUGUACAUACUAUCUUAUUAGUUUCGGAUUAAAUUGGAAUCACGAAACAGUCCAGACUAUCCAAACCCGACAUCAUUGUGUCCUUUGUAAACACUCAUUAGGCUUACGAAUGAUAUUUUAAAAAAUAUC